CGGAAGUCGCUUGCGGAAACAUUUGCCUGGAUCCAAGAUGGCGAAAACUAGUCCGGAGCAGGGCGAGUUCGCCCUUUUGCAAGAUGGUGGCUGUGGGUCUCCUUCGGUUGGCCUUGCGGGAGGCGUCGUCAACGUGACCGGACUGCGCGAGUCCCAAGAUGGCGGCGCCCGUGCUGCGAGCGCUGAGGCGGCGAGGGCGGGUUGUGUGCAGCCUGGGAAACAGUUUCUUAGGCGGAGCGCCCCGGAGAGAGAUCAAUUUUAAACUAGACGAAAGAACAGCCCACAGCAGCUUGGAUCUGUUCAAAAAGAAUACUGGUGUUAUUUACCGCAUGGUUGGGAUUGACCCCACCAAAGUGCCUCAGAACCUCGAACGCUUCAGAGAUUGGGCUGUAGUGCUGGGUGACACCGCUGUGUCUAGUGGACGCCAUUACUGGGAAGUGACAGUCAAACGGUCGCAGCAGUUUCGUAUUGGGGUGGCUGAUCUGGAUAUCUCCCGGGAAGGAUGCAUUGGGGUAGAUGAUCGCUCCUGGGUCUUUGCCUAUGCUCACCGUCGCUGGAAUGCCAUGUUUGCCAAUGAGACUACUCCGAUCAGUAACAUUGGCCAUCCGGACAGAGUGGGUGUGUUGUUGGACUGUGAUGGCAAGAAUCUCAGCUUGGUUGAUGUAAGCAAACUUGAACUCGUCCAUAGCAUGCCUGCUGAGUUCCAGGGCCCUGUGGUACCUGCUUUUGCCCUCUGGGAUGGCGAGUUGCUAACACAUUCAGGUCUUGAUGUGCCUGAGAAACUCAAUGGGAACUGAAAACCUCAUAAGCCCAGUGACAUUUGUUCAGAUAGGAUACUCUUGACAUAUUUGUAGCCAGUGAUUUUCACUUCCCAGCCUGCAGGCAUUUUUGGCAAAGAUAAGUGCAGAUUGAACCCUAUCCCAGUUUCGAAAUAAGGUUACACUUCAAUGUUCAAUGACAGGACCACGUACCAGCUUUCUGCCCCUGCUGUCUUACCUCCCAUAGUGGAUGAAUUUUGCUAUGUAUGGAAUUAAGACCCAUUUGGGUUAAGUUAGCUCUCAUGUGUUUGUCUAAACAGGAAAAUGUGCUUAGAUGAAGGCUGGCAUGAUUUUUUGAAAGAACCAGUUUGUUUCAAGACUCGUAUUAUGGACGGCAUUAUAGAUACGUCCUUUUAUGCCGGUAUCCUAGGCACCAAAUCUUCUGCCAAGUGCCCCCUUGCCUGUUGUGAACAACUGCACUAAUCUUUCUGCACCAAGCAAGAUGCCUGCUUGUGCAGAUGCCUGAAACAAGGACAUUUCCUGUUUGACAAGAAUCUCUUUGUAUCUAAUGCAUAGCCACCAUUGCCCCCUGCUGGCCUAGUGGGGAGAUAGCCAAUUCACUGCUACGCCUUAAUGGUAUUCGGACCUUCCUGCAUUGACAGAUAUUGCUGCACGUUAUCACUUUCAUAAGAAUUGCUUUAUUACCACAUCCCAAGGAUCCCAUCUCUCUCUGUGAUUCUCCUAGCAAGAGCUGACCUCUAGCCCCCUCCCUUUACCUGGAGAUUUGUAUUUAGUGCUGCAGUGCUAACAGAACAAGUAUCAAACCCAUUUAUAUCUGUGGGCCCUUUUAGGCUUGUAUGUGUGUGUUUUUCCACAUGGUGCUAACAAUCAACUCAAUGCAAUCAAGGAACAGCUGUUUUCAUUAGCCCAUUACAAGAGAGAAGAAGAAGGUUGUGUUAGUUCACCACAGUCACUCUGUUCACAGUUCCCUAGCAAGAGAGCUAUUUGACACAUUCUCUCUACAGAAAGGCUUCAUUUUAUCAACAUAGCAAAAUUCCAGGAACAGCAGCCUCUUGUGCAGUGUGUAUGUUUAUAUGAGUACAGCUAUCAUAAUCAAUAAAAGUGAAAUUAU
This is a messenger RNA of Eublepharis macularius, 1890 nucleotides long. RefSeq names its product SPRY domain containing 4 (gene SPRYD4). The transcript has 2 exons. Lineage: Eukaryota; Metazoa; Chordata; Lepidosauria; Squamata; Eublepharidae. The record is from RefSeq and is a predicted model, not a curated record. The coding region runs from base 159 to 797 and encodes 212 amino acids. Gene Ontology annotation, molecular function: protein binding.